AUGAAGAGACCAAAUACUGACAUUCCUCCGAUGCCCACAAAUGGGCGUUUUGAUGUUAAGUCAGUGGCGAAACUGAUCAAGCGGAGAUGCAAUGGAACGACGACGACCAAUGCCAAUAAUUUCUGUGAGGCCUCUACGAAAAUACGAACCAGAGUAGACAAUCAUCGUAAUCGAUUUUUAAGUCCUAGUCGUUUGUCAGGGAAUUUAAUACGACUCCGACUACUCUACUUUACCUCGUCUAAGAUCUGGCCUUGA
Plasmopara halstedii is the source of this 255-nucleotide messenger RNA. RefSeq lists its product as uncharacterized. NCBI's taxonomy places the organism in Eukaryota, Oomycota, Peronosporomycetes, Peronosporales, Peronosporaceae. Bases 1 to 255 code for a protein of 84 amino acids. The transcript is spliced from 3 exons. The record is from RefSeq and is a predicted model, not a curated record.